CAGAAAACAAGCUACAAUGGUGUGCUACCAUUGGUGUAGCUUAUCCAAGUCAUACAUAUUGUUAAUGCUAUUCCUCUGUAUACAAUAUGCAGAAUUGCAGACUCCAGAUCCAUGUGACACAACUGAAGCACUGAAUGAUAUGAACAAAAGACACCCAACCUAUCAAAUGGAUGCUACACCUCUUUGCGAUUACGACCUAGUGAAGAAAUGGUAUUCAGUUGGUUCGAAAGUUAUGCCAACAACAGCUCCAGAUUUGUUGUCCUGUGGAACUUUGUAUCCAUACUGGAUCAAGGAUCCCCUUCCAACAGUCACAAAUACUAUAGCUGAAGUGACUGCCUGUAAGGUGGAAUUCGGUGACACCUGUGCCAAAGACCACAAGAUUCGUGUAAAAAAGUGCAAUGAUUUUCUUGUCUUUGAACUUAUACCAACAACUGGAUGUUCUUCGGCUUACUGCUUCGAACGUGCAGACGGUUGUAUUCCUCAAACAGUCACAGAUGUCUCCGUUUCCUAUCAAAAUGUCAUGUGGGAUUCCUCACUACCUAAUAAUCGAGGAAUUGUUCGUCAUUCGCCUUACUUUAAUCUGAUUUGUAAUUUUGCCCCGUUACCAACUCCAAAUUUGAAUUAUAAAAUAACAUGGUAUAUUGACAAAAAAGAGAUCCAAACACAGGUUGUCACUUCUUCAACAAGAAAUAAAGCCACUUUUUCGGCAAAAGAAAUGGCCAAUCACAUCGAAACACUUAAUGUAUGGGUGCACUGUACCGUUGAAGUUAUGGGGUCCACUACAGGAACAUCCUGCCCAUCAAAAGAGAGUCCCUUAUUUUUCGUAGGAGUUAAGAUAUUGAGUGAGCUCCCCAUUGUUAUGAAUCGAGGAGGCAGAGCAUUUAUAAAGUUACAGCCAACAGUGCCGUUCGUGACAGAUACGCUGAUGCUAGGCAACAUAGUAUUAGACGCUACUCCUGUAGAAUUAGAUUUGUUUGCUAAAACUACGCAGUGCAAUGGAGCUUUAGUUAAUGGGUUCAGCUGCUCCAAAAAAAUUAAAGGAUUUCCGUACCCCGACAGGGUCCAAUAUGAUACACCCACCAAUUGGAAUCAAGUAAUUAACUAUGAAAUUGUAAAUGAAAACACUGCUGCGUUUGAUAUUCCACAUCUUAUAACGCUCCAGCUUACGUCAACUAGUGGGAGUGGCGUCGUUGGCCAUAUGUUUGGAAAGCUCCCUUUUCCUGAUCUCCCGAUUCAAAUGGUAGAAGAUAAGAACAGCUGGAAAGGAAAAAGUUGCACGGCCCUUACAGAUCCGCAUAUGAGAACAUUUGACAAUUUGGGUUAUGAAUGUCAGCUUGAUGGAAAAUUCAUCCUUUAUAGAAACACUGAAAGCAACCAAGAGGUUCAUGUUAAACACAGACUCUGUCACCGUUGGUAUUCAGUUCCACGAUGUAUAUGUGCAGUUGCUGUACGAGCUGGAAGACAGAUUUUUACGAUAGACAUUUGUCAAGGCAACCGUUACAUCAAUUUCCCUUUAUGUGAGGACGAAGUAAUGAAAGUGGUCCGAGAACAAGAUAAACUCUACAAGAUCUAUUUACCAAGUGGUACAACUGUUCAGAUAUCAAUUAGAGAAUGGCCUUGGGGUACUGGUACAUUACAUUUAGAUGUGACAAUUUAUCCCUCUGCAGCUGAUGAAGGGAAAUCAGAGGGUCUCUGUGGAAGUCUGGACAACUCGUAUCAUAACGACUUAACAAGACGUAAUCAUGCUCAACCAGACCCAAUUGUAACGUACCCUGAUGGUUUUUCCAGGUCUUGGGUAGUGGAAGCAAAUGAAGAUCUUUUUGACAAAGAUAUUAAUGAAUAUGGAUUUAUUAAUUCGAUGAGUAUCACCAACAGACUUUUAUGCGAAUGUAACCCAACAUCAAAAACAGCACUGUGUACUUAUACAGCAGGGAAAACAUGUUAUUAUGAACGUGGAAGAAAACUUCAAUGCUUUAUUUUUGGUGAAAAUAAAUUUGAUAAAAGACGUAAAAGAUCAAUAUACGAACUGGAUAAAACAGAACAGAAGAAGAAACAACAUAAGGCAAGAUAAAAUAUAUAAAAGGAAGCGACUAAGUUAAAACACAAAUCAAUUAUACUAUUAGUUUUAUAUGACAUAUAUUUUGAUAUUAUGCAGGCUGUUUUUGAUAUUUCUCUUGAUGUAGG
Messenger RNA from Saccostrea cuccullata (small rock oyster), 2184 nucleotides. RefSeq names its product von Willebrand factor D and EGF domain-containing protein-like. Bases 17 to 2071 code for a protein of 684 amino acids. NCBI's taxonomy places the organism in Eukaryota, Metazoa, Mollusca, Bivalvia, Ostreida, Ostreidae. The record is from RefSeq and is a predicted model, not a curated record. The transcript has 12 exons.